This is a messenger RNA of Puma concolor (puma), 1434 nucleotides long. RefSeq names its product asparaginyl-tRNA synthetase 2, mitochondrial (gene NARS2). The record is from RefSeq and is a predicted model, not a curated record. Gene Ontology annotation, cellular component: mitochondrion. Gene Ontology annotation, biological process: asparaginyl-tRNA aminoacylation. Lineage: Eukaryota; Metazoa; Chordata; Mammalia; Carnivora; Felidae. Gene Ontology annotation, molecular function: nucleic acid binding; ATP binding; asparagine-tRNA ligase activity.
AUGUUCGGGGCCCGGUGCCUGCUCCGAGCCCUGCGCUCCUGCACCUCAGCCCCCUGCCCGAGACACAAACCUUCCGCCAGACUGAGCGUUCGGGACGCGCUCGGGGCCCGGAGCACGAAUGGGGAGCGCGUUAAGGUCCAGGGUUGGAUUCGUUCAGUCCGAUCCCAGAAGGAAGUGUUAUUCCUGCAUAUAAAUGAUGGAUCAUCUUUGGAAAGCCUUCAAGUUGUAGCUGAUUCAAGCUUUGACAGUAGAGAACUGGCUUUUGGGAGUUCUGUGGAAGUUCAAGGGCAGCUGGUGAAAAGUCCAUCCAAAAAGCAGAAUGUGGAACUGAAGGCAGAAAAAAUUGAAAUUGUUGGAAAUUGUGAUGCCAAGGCUUUUCCUCUUAAAUAUAAAGAGAGGCAUCCUCUGGAGUAUCUGAGACAGUAUCCCCACCUCAGGUGCAGGACUAAUGCUCUGGGUUCCAUACUGAGGAUUCGCAGUGAAGCCACAGCUGCUAUUCAUUCUUUCUUUAAGGACAGUGGCUUUGUCCAUAUUCAUACUCCAAUAAUCACAUCCAAUGACUGUGAAGGGGCUGGAGAACUGUUCCAAGUUGAACCUUCAAGUAAAAUUAAGGUGCCUGAGGAGAAUUUCUUCAAUGUUCCUGCUUUCUUAACUGUUUCGGGACAACUUCACCUAGAAGUGAUGUCAGGAGCUUUUACUCAAGUGUUUACCUUUGGUCCAACAUUCCGAGCAGAGAAUUCUCAGAGCCGGAGACACCUGGCAGAGUUUUAUAUGGUAGAAGCAGAGAUUUCUUUUGUUGAGAGUCUUCAAGAUCUCAUGCAGGUUAUGGAGGGGCUCUUCAAGACUGCAACAAUGAUGGUUCUUUCAAACUGUACUGAAGAUGUUGAACUCUGUCACAAAUUCAUAGCUCCUGGUCAAAAGGACAGAUUAGAACAUAUGCUAAAAAACAACUUUUUAAUCAUUUCUUAUACUGAAGCAGUGGAGAUCUUAAAGCAGGCAUCUCAGAACUUCACCUUCACCCCAGAGUGGGGUGUUGAUCUACAUACUGAACAUGAAAAGUACCUGGUGAAACACUGUGGCAACAUACCAGUCUUCGUCAUUAAUUAUCCAUUAGCACUCAAGCCUUUCUACAUGAGGGAUAAUGAAGAUGGCCCUCAGCACACAGUUGCUGCUGUUGAUCUUCUGGUUCCUGGAGUUGGAGAGCUCUUUGGAGGAAGCCUCAGAGAGGAACGGUACCAUUUCUUAGAGCAGCGACUGGCCAGAUCAGGACUAACGGAAGCCUACCAAUGGUAUCUGGACCUCCGUCGAUUUGGAUCUGUACCACAUGGAGGCUUUGGGAUGGGAUUUGAACGCUAUCUGCAGUGCAUCUUGGGAAUUGACAAUAUCAAAGAUGUUAUCCCUUUUCCAAGAUUUACUCAUUCGUGUGUUUUAUAG